This is a messenger RNA of Limulus polyphemus (Atlantic horseshoe crab), 2380 nucleotides long. RefSeq names its product eukaryotic peptide chain release factor GTP-binding subunit ERF3A-like. Bases 117 to 1808 code for a protein of 563 amino acids. Lineage: Eukaryota; Metazoa; Arthropoda; Merostomata; Xiphosura; Limulidae. Gene Ontology annotation, molecular function: GTPase activity; translation release factor activity; GTP binding. The transcript has 15 exons. Gene Ontology annotation, cellular component: translation release factor complex. The record is from RefSeq and is a predicted model, not a curated record. Gene Ontology annotation, biological process: translation.
GUCUACAGAUAGUUGGACACGCGGAUUUGUAUGUUGUAAAUGUAAGUGUGUUCUACUGUUAGACGUAGAAUUAAAUUUGCUUAUUUAAGUAUCUAAAUUCAAAAACAUAUUUUGUAAUGGAGAAAACUCCAGAAGGACAAAUAGCUCCAGAUUCAUGGGAGCAAGAUAUAGUGGAAAAUGACAGAGGUGGCAGUGACGAUGGUUUAGAGACAUCUCUGUCAAGCCUGAACGUGGAUGCUCCGCCAUUUGUGCCAUCUUUCGCAAUUCUCGCUGCGGCAAAAGCUCAACUGGAAGAAGGUGACGAGGGCCAGCUGGCUCCGGAUCCUCCACCAGAGAAGGGUAAUGGAGAAUCACCUGAAGAAAACACAGAUGAAAUUAGUGGAGCAGACGAGGCUCCAGUAGAUUGGGAAGAUGUAGAUGAGACAAAUAACAUUGAAGCAGUAGAUGAUGAUGAAACUUUGGAACCUCAGUCCACCCCAAAGCCAAAGAAAAAGAAACCUAAAGAUGAAGAACAGAGAAUAAGGAAAGAACAUGUUAAUAUUGUAUUUAUUGGUCAUGUAGAUGCUGGCAAGUCAACCAUAGGUGGGCAGCUUCUUUAUUUGACUGGUAUGGUUGAUAAGCGAACCCUUGAGAAGUAUGAAAGAGAAGCCAAGGAGAAAAACCGAGAAUCUUGGUAUUUAUCGUGGGCUUUAGAUACCAACCAGGAGGAAAGAGACAAAGGAAAAACAGUUGAAGUUGGACGUGCUUACUUUGAAACAGAGCACAAACGUUUUACCCUUCUUGAUGCUCCUGGGCAUCGAAGUUUUGUUCCUAACAUGAUUGGUGGGGCCUGUCAAGCUGACUUAGCUGUAUUGGUAAUUUCUGCAAGAAAAGGAGAAUUUGAAACAGGGUUUGAAAGGGGAGGCCAAACCAGAGAACAUGCCAUGUUAGCAAAAACAGCUGGAGUAAAACAUUUAGUAAUCUUGGUGAAUAAAAUGGAUGAUCCAACUGUUGAAUGGUCUGAAGAUAGAUUCAACGAAUGUAAAGAGAAAUUGGUUCCUUACCUCAAGAAAUGUGGCUUUAACCCAAAAACAGAUAUUUACUUCAUUCCUUGCUCAGGGCUUACUGGAGCUUUUCUUAAAGAUACCCUAGACGAGAAACUUUGUCCAUGGUACAGAGGCCCUUCUUUACUACAGUACAUUGAAAGUCUUCCACCAUUAAACCGACCAGUGGAAGGACCAUUCAUAAUGCCUGUUGUAGAUAAAUACAAGGAUAUGGGCACAGUGGUCCUAGGUAAAAUUGAGUCAGGAGCAGUCAAGAGGGGCCAACAGCUUAUCCUAAUGCCAAUCAGGAAACAGGUAGAAGUGUUAACUUUAUGGACUGAUGAAGAUGAAGUUAAUAUGGUUGCAUCUGGUGAUAGUAUCAAGAUAAAGUUAAAAGGAGUAGAAGAAGAGGAAGUGCAGUCAGGCUUCGUCCUAUGUGAUGCAGACAAUCCAUGUACAGUGGGGAAAAUAUUUGAUGCUCAGGUGGUGAUCCUAGAACACAAGUCUAUUAUAUGUCCAGGCUAUACAGCUGUUCUACAUCUGCAUGCAUCUGUUGAGGAGGUUUCAGUCAAAGCCUUAAUCUGCCUAAUUGAUAAGAAAUCUGGAGAAAGAAGCAAAACGCGACCCCGAUUUGUAAAGCAGGAUCAAGUGGCCAUCAUGAGAUUUGAAUGUUUAGCUCUGACUUGUAUGGAAUCUUUUAAAAAAUUCCCACAAAUGGGACGGUUUACGCUACGAGAUGAAGGCCGUACCAUCGCCAUAGGAAAAAUUUUAAGAGUAGUAGAGUAAAGAUUUAAAAGAAACUCCAUGUAAAAAUUAUCUGAACCAGCAUGGAAUACCAAGGAGGUAUGCUGCAUCCCACGUAUCUAAGAUCUGGAGUUUGUUGACUGCUUAGCCAUUCAUGUAUCAGGAUUCUUUCAACCACAAACUCGUUGAGCAUGGGAUAAACUACUGAUAAAAGUAUCAGCACACACACACAUAUAUAUAUAAUAUAUAUAUAUAUAUAUAUAGUUUUAUCUUCCAAGCAAAUGAAGAGGAACACAUCUAUACUGAUUGCCUUUUGUUAGCUUUUUCCAAAAAGAAAAUAUUGUCUAUUUAUGAGAUGGCUGCAGACUGUACUUGUAUUCAAGAAAAGUUCUACACAGAGAAACUUUUGUAUUAUAAUAAACUAUCCUGGUUGCUGGAAAGUUCCCAAACACCUUCAUUUAGUGAGAACAGAGAACCCUAAAACUAGUGAAACAAGCUUUAUUUGGAUGACAAUUUCAAAAUCUACAUAUGUGGAAGGAGUAACUUCAAAUACCUCUAUAGAGGUUAAAAUUGGUUGCCUUGUUACAUUAAUAAAAGGGGUACUUGUUAACAGA